UUUUUUUCAAAAAAUAUGUACUGCCGUUAUCCCCCGGUUUGUUUACAUUGUCAGCUGAGAGCACACUGCCGGAGCGGUGAUUAUGAGAUGGCAAUUAAACUUCUGAGAACUCUGCAGUGGCGGCUGAUUUCAACACGAAACGCUAUUCAUGCACCGUCUUUCUUAUCAUGUGUUGAUAUUUUUCAUAAUGAACCAUGGACAGGAAAACUGAGAUAUUGCUCGGUGUCUGAGAUUAUACCAAACAGUGACCUAGAUGUAAAAUCAAAGAGCUUAGACAUAUCUAGAGAGUUACAGAAUAAGGGUAUCAGCAGGUUUUCAGAAGGACAGAUUGAAUCUAUAUACCAAAUGCUUUUAGAUUUAGGCAUUAAAGCAAAGACGAUUGACAGUCAGCUCGUGGAAACCCCUGACAUCCUGAACUACCCAGCAGAGAAGUGGAAUAGUAUAUGUGAAGUUUUUGUAGAACAUGGAAUAUCUAGCUAUAACAUCUUUAAGAAUAUUGUAAUGUACCCAGAUCUACUCCAACAUCGACCAUCAAAGCUGAGGGAUACUCUCCUGCAGUACAAAGCAAUAACUAUUGGGAAAGAAAAUGUUCUGCAACUCAUCCAGAGGUAUCCAGUCCUCUAUUUAGUACCUCCAAGGAAAAUCAAGAAGCGACUUGCACUCUUAAAUACUAUAUUUGCCCCAGCAGAAUUAAGGCCAUUGAUUAGAAAUAACCCAAAUAUUCUGUGUGAUGAUUGGCAAGAUGUUUCAGACAAGAUGAUGUACAUUCACACUGAAAUGGGGCUAGAGCAACCACAGAUAUCUGCUAGUCAAGCCUUACAGAAGUCUCUUAUGCACAUCAAAACUCGGCACUUGUUCCUGAGCAGGGCUGGACUCUAUGUAAAACCCAACUUGCUGCGAGAUAAAAUGAGCUACAGGAGAAACCCAUCCUUGUCGGAUAUCACUGAUACUUCAAACAGAUUUUUUGCAAAUAAAGUUGCUAAAUUGUCUGAGGAAGAAUAUAAAGUUUUUAGUGAGAUGAUAAGAGAAGAAUUGGAUGCAUCGCAAAGUGACUCUGAUGACAGUGAGGAUGAAGAACAUCAUGCAGAUGUAUAACUAGGUGUGCUGUUUCUGAAUAGAAAUUUGUAAAUAUUUAUACAGUGAAGCAGGAUUUUCUUGUAGAAGAUUGUAAAUAAAGUUAUAUAUAAUAUA
Molecule: messenger RNA, 1191 nt
Organism: Penaeus vannamei (Pacific white shrimp)
Lineage: Eukaryota; Metazoa; Arthropoda; Malacostraca; Decapoda; Penaeidae
Product: transcription termination factor 4, mitochondrial
Biological process (GO): regulation of DNA-templated transcription
Molecular function (GO): double-stranded DNA binding
Source: RefSeq, a predicted model, not a curated record